Scedosporium apiospermum is the source of this 987-nucleotide messenger RNA. Its product is annotated as putative NAD(P)H-dependent D-xylose reductase xyl1. Gene Ontology annotation, cellular component: cytosol. NCBI's taxonomy places the organism in Eukaryota, Fungi, Ascomycota, Sordariomycetes, Microascales, Microascaceae. The transcript has 2 exons. Bases 1 to 987 code for a protein of 328 amino acids. Gene Ontology annotation, molecular function: aldose reductase (NADPH) activity. The record is from RefSeq and is a predicted model, not a curated record.
AUGGCCUCCCUCUCUAAGACCGUCACUCUUGCCUCUGGAGAGGAAAUGCCUCUCGUUGGUUUCGGCCUGUGGAAGGUUCCCAAGGAGACAGCAGCCGAAACUGUUUAUAAUGCCAUCAAAGUCGGCUACCGGCUCUUCGACGGAGCUUACGACUACCAGAACGAGAAGGAGGCUGGCGAGGGCAUCCGCCGAGCUAUCGAUGAGGGCCUUGUGAAGCGAGAGGAUAUCUUCAUCACUACCAAGCUCUGGAACAACUACCACCGCAGGGAGCAUGCCAUCGACAUGGUGAAGAAGCAAAACGAGACUUGGGGCCUUGGCUAUAUUGAUCUUCUCCUCAUCCACUUCCCCUGUGCCCUAAAAUAUAUCGACCCUAGUGUUCGCAAGUACCCUGCGUGGUGGAUGGAUGAUAACGGCACUGUCGAAGAGGAUAAGGUUCCUAUCCGUGAAACCUGGGAAUCCCUUGAGCAGCUUGUUGAUGAGGGUGUUGCUAAGAGUGUUGGCGUUAGCAAUUUCCAAGCCCAGUCUCUCUAUGAUAUUAUAAGCUAUGCACGACACCCUAUCUCCUCCCUCCAGAUUGAGCAUCACCCUUAUCUCGUUCAGCCUGGCCUUAUCGAUAUGGCCCAACUUCAUAAGAUUGUUGUUACAGCCUACUCUUCCUUUGGCCCUCAGUCUUUCCUUGAGCUUCCUGAGGCAUUUUCUAAGAAGGCUAAAAAUAUUUCUGCUUUAUUUGACGAUAAUACCAUCAAGUCACUUGCUGCUAAGUAUAAUGUUACUACUUCGCAAGUGCUCCUCCGAUGGGCUACUCAGCGUGAUAUUGCUGUUAUUCCGAAGUCGAAUAACAAGGAUAGACUGAAGCAGAAUCUCGACAUCUUCGGUUUUGAUAUGACUGCUGACGAGCUCCAGUCUAUCAGCAACCUUGACAGGGGUCUUCGUUUUAACGACCCUGGCUUUUAUCUUCCCAACCACCCACUCCAUAUCUUUGCUUAA